AUGUAUGUAGAAGAAUUAUCUUUAAUUAUAAUAGUUGGAGAUAUAGAAGGAUCAUUUUCCAUUAUAACAGAUGAAGAUGAAUAUGUCAAAAAAUCACCUUUAAUUAUAAUAGCUAGAGAUUUAGCUAUAGUUAGAGAUGUAGGAGAAUUAUCUAUAGCUGGAAAUAUAAGAAAAUCGCCUUUAAUUGUAUUUGCAGAAAAUAUUAAAGAAUUAUUAAUUAAGAAUUUUAGGAGGCUUAAAAAAAGACCUCCGCCGGAAGAAGAUGCAAAUCUUUUGAAAUUCAACGAAGAAUUUAAAAGCGGAUCCGCCUCGGAAUAUUCUUGUUUGAGUUUAUCUGAAGUAAUUAUUUUAUUAGAGCAAGUGAAAUUCGAAAAUCCCGAAAAUCACGGGACGUGUGUCGAUAAAAUGAUCGAUUAUUGUAAGAUUUUUCGAACUUUCAAAGGUAGAGAAACUAUAGAAGAAAUUCGCAGAACGCUGAAUAAACACAUAUUACAUGAAUACGAAAUUUCUCAAUUAAUCAACUUUGUUCCUAGUAACUUAGGAGAGGCUAAAUCUUACAUUCCUAGCUUAGCAUUGAGAUUUAACGAUGAAAAAAUUGAAGAAAUCAUUGAAGAUAUUAACGAAUUAAAGAAGUAUCAAGGAUAA
Molecule: messenger RNA, 645 nt
Organism: Funneliformis geosporum
Lineage: Eukaryota; Fungi; Glomeromycota; Glomeromycetes; Glomerales; Glomeraceae
Source: the annotation of a GenBank genome assembly